This is a messenger RNA of Brassica oleracea var. oleracea, 2102 nucleotides long. Its product is annotated as thioredoxin reductase 2-like. Bases 93 to 1997 code for a protein of 634 amino acids. Gene Ontology annotation, molecular function: thioredoxin-disulfide reductase (NADPH) activity. NCBI's taxonomy places the organism in Eukaryota, Viridiplantae, Streptophyta, Magnoliopsida, Brassicales, Brassicaceae. The transcript has 4 exons. Gene Ontology annotation, cellular component: cytoplasm. Gene Ontology annotation, biological process: removal of superoxide radicals. The record is from RefSeq and is a predicted model, not a curated record.
UUUUUAAUAACGAUUCCCAUCACAUUUCAGGGUUCGGGUUAAGGUUCGGCUUUCUACUCGGAUCUGCUCUCUCCACGCCGUCCUCCGCCGUCAUGGAAACCCACAAAACCAAGGUCUGCAUCGUCGGAAGCGGUCCCGCAGCCCACACAGCAGCGAUCUACGCAGCUAGAGCGGAGCUCACGCCUCUCCUCUUCGAAGGCUGGAUGGCUAACGACAUCGCUCCCGGCGGUCAAUUAACCACCACCACCGACGUCGAGAACUUCCCCGGCUUCCCCGACGGCAUCCUCGGCGUCGACCUCGUCGCGAAGUUCCGUAAGCAAUCGGAGCGAUUCGGCACCAAGAUCUUCACCGAGACUGUCAACAAAGUCGAUUUCUCCUCGAAGCCGUUUAAGCUGUUCACCAAUACGAGAACCGUCCUCGCCGACGCCGUGAUCGUCUCCACGGGAGCCGUGGCGAAGCGCCUCAGCUUCGCUGGAUCUGGUGAAGGCGCCGGUGGUUUCUGGAACAGAGGUAUCUCGGCGUGCGCCGUGUGCGACGGAGCUGCUCCGAUUUUCAGGGACAAGCCUCUGGUGGUUAUCGGCGGCGGCGAUUCGGCUAUGGAGGAGGCGAAUUUUCUGACUAAGUAUGGUUCUAAGGUUUAUAUAAUCCACAGGAGAGAUACGUUCAGAGCGUCUAAGAUCAUGCAGAAGAGAGCGUUGUCAAACCCUAAGAUUGAAGUGAUUUUGAACGGUUCGGUGGUUGAGGCGUACGGAGAUGAGAACGGGAAAGGCGUUCUUGGAGGUUUGAAGGUGAAGAAUGUUGUUACUGGUGAUGUGUCUGAUUUGAAAGCUUCUGGAUUGUUCUUUGCGAUAGGGCAUGAGCCAGCGACGAAGUUCUUGGAUGGGCAGCUUGAGCUUGAUGAAGACGGUUACGUUGUGACUAAGCCUGGUACUACGAAGACGAGCGUGGCUGGUGUGUUCGCUGCGGGAGAUGUGCAAGAUAAGAAGUACAGGCAGGCCAUCUCAGCUGCAGGAACUGGGUGCAUGGCCGCCUUGGAUGCAGAGCAUUACUUACAGGAGAUUGGAUCUCAAAAAGUUGAACUUGGUCAAGUUGUAAGAGCAACUCCACUCACGGUAUAUAAUGGAGCAUCUACGAGUACUCCAUUCACGGUAUAUAAUGGAGUAUCUACGAGUACUCCAUUCACGGUAGAUAAUGGAGAAACUACGGGUAGAAGGGAAACAAGAUGCAAGUGGAGCCCAGCUGAAGAUGUUGUUCUUAUUAAUGCGUGGUUAAAUACAGACAAAUAUAUAAUUGUGGCUACUGAUCAAAGAGCUUCUUCUUUUUGGAAAAGAAUUGCUGCAUAUUAUUCAUCAAGUCCUGCAGCUGCAAGUCUACCAAAGCGAGAAAGCAGUCACUGUAAGCAAAGGUGGCAGAAAAUAAAUGAUAGUGUUUGCAAGUUUGUUGAAUGCUAUGAUCAUGCUUUGAGACAAAGAACUAGUGGCCAGUCCGAAGAUGAUGUUGUCCAAGUUGCAUACCAAUUCUACUUCGACGAUUGCAAAAAGAGAUUCACGCUUGAACAUGCAUGGAGGAAGCUCCGUCAUAGUCAAAAAUGGUAUAGUUACAUCUCAAAAUGUUCUAAGAGUAGUGGAAGUUCAAAACGAGCAAAAUUGGAUGAAGGGGGCACAUUUUCUUCAAGCUCUAAUACAAAAAGUAAUGUAGAGGAACACGCUAUGGUGGCUCGUCCUAUUGGUGUGAAGUCAUCAAAGGGCGAAGGGGAGAAUGUUGUUACUAAAACAACAAAUGAAGAGAAUGUUGUUACUACUAAAACAACAAAUGAAGAAAGGGAGUCCAACUCUCGAUCAAGGCUAGAGAACUUGUGGGCUCUAAAUGAGAAAGAUAUAGCUGAGAGAAAUAAACUAUCAAGGAUAGAGCUGCUUAGAAGCCUUCUGGGAAAAACAGAAAAACUUUCAGAAAAAGAAGAAACUUUGAAGAACAAACUCAUCGAUGAAAUGUUGUAAUGUUAAGCUUAAGCUUGUAUUGUUUAUCGCGUAACUUAUAUUAUAUUUGUAAUAUAUGCUGUAGGUAAGGUGUUAUAUUAGCGUGCAAAGACUUUCUCUUGAUCA